Messenger RNA from Lycium barbarum (goji berry), 1069 nucleotides. RefSeq names its product polyadenylate-binding protein 2-like. NCBI's taxonomy places the organism in Eukaryota, Viridiplantae, Streptophyta, Magnoliopsida, Solanales, Solanaceae. Gene Ontology annotation, molecular function: RNA binding. The record is from RefSeq and is a predicted model, not a curated record. The coding region runs from base 106 to 756 and encodes 216 amino acids. The transcript has 6 exons.
AAUCAUCCAUCAACAAGCAUCAAAACGUAAGUACUUUUGCAAAGUAAACUACUAUAGGAGUAGUAUUCUUUACAAAAAUAAAAAUAAAAACUAGGCGAGAGAGAAAUGGAAGAAGAAGAGCAUGAAGUAUACGGAGGAGAGAUUCCAAUGGAAGCUGAAAUGGAAACUGAUACCUUAACUGCCCCCACUGAUGAUGAUGCCUCCGUUAAGGAAUUGGAUGAGAUGAAGAAGCGAUUGAAAGAGAUGGAAGAUGAAGCUGCUGCUCUCCGUGAUAUGCAGGCCAAAGUUGAGAAAGAAAUGGGCUCUGUCCAAGAUCCUGCUAAUGCAGCUGCUUCGCAGGCAAACCGUGAGGAAGUGGAUGCACGAUCAAUAUUUGUUGGCAAUGUUGAUUAUGCAUGUACCCCAGAGGAAGUUCAGCAGCAUUUCCAGGCAUGUGGCACUGUGAAUCGAGUUACCAUUCUAACUGAUAAGUUUGGUCAACCUAAAGGUUUUGCUUAUGUGGAAUUCGUUGAACAAGAAGCUAUUCAGGAGGCACUCCAACUGAAUGAGUCCGAACUGCACGGACGACAGUUGAAGGUUAUGCCCAAGAGGACUAAUGUUCCAGGGAUGAAACAGUUUCGUCCGAGGCGCUUCAAUCCUUAUAUGCCUUACGGAUUCAGAAGACCAUAUGCACCUGCCCCUUAUUUCUACUCUCCUUAUGGAUAUGGGAAAGUUCCGAGAUUCAGGAGGGCUUCGCGGUUCAUGCCUUACUACUAAAAAAUGUGAUAUGCUGCUACAAAAUCUAAUACAAGCAGCCACGAUGCUGUGUCAGCUAGAUUUUGUUUGAGACAUUAUAGCAGUUGCCUAUCAUAAGCUUAUGUAGCCUUCCUGCAUGAAGGGAGUAACAAAUAGUAAAGGAGUCAUGAAGCAUUUCUGUUGUGACUAUUGGGAGUUUCUUUUAAAUUUUUACCAAUCAAGGGUUAUGGCGGAUGGAUAGGAUUCCUCCGCCCUUAACGAGAGGUCUCGGAUCGAGCCCUUGUAAUGAAAAAUCUUGGUAGUGAGCUCUUUUCUUUUAAUGAGCUUUACAUGA